AUGAAACCAUAUGAAUUCAUGAGAAAUUUUGACCCAAAGCUGGGUAGAUUUGUAUAUAAGCACAAAGGAAGUGGUAUAAUUGUCAAUAAUAUUCUCAAACCAAUGAGAAGAGGUGCAUCUUCAUUAACCAAAACAGUUGUCAAACCAUUUGCUAAAAAAGCACUGCAAUCCGGUAUUUCACAUGCUGGUGAUAAAUUAGGUGAAAAAGCUGCUGAAAAAAAGUGGGGAUUUUAUUAUGAAAAAGCUGGCAAGUCAAUUCUCUAAAACCAAAACUCCAUCAAUAAGACCAAAAUAUUCCAGUCAAACAAGAGGAAUCAACAGACAUGGCAAUAAAACGUUUGAUAUCUGGAACAGGAAUAAAAAGGAGGGGAGGAAAAAUAGUGUAACCUAAUAAUAUCAACGGCUUUUAGACCAAGUGAUUAUUUGCAAGGAAAUGAACUGGUGAGAUAUCAGCUAGAUGAUGUCAUCAGAUCACCUGGAAACAACCAACACCAAAUAAAGAAUGAUUAUAAAUUCACAAUAAAUGACAGGAGUUCAUUUUGUGAUUGGUAUAAUGCCUAUUUUGAGGUCCUGUUCCAGCUUCAAAAACUUCCCGAAGGAGCGAGAUAUGAAGCGGCUGAUAGAAUAACAGUAAUUAAUGGUGCUCACAGCCUUAUGAAGCAUCUAAUGAUAAAAUCAGCAGGCAAAAUUGUAUAUGAUACAGACAACCUUCAUAAUGUCACAUUUACAAAGAAUCUAUUGGAGUAUUCUGAUGAUUACAGCAGAUCAGUUGCAAAAAACAGUCUAUGGUAUUUAGAUACUGAUAAUACCACAGCAAACACAAAUACGCGAUUUGAAGCACGUCGAUUGCUCACCCAAGCAAAUAAUAAUAACGGUGGCGGAGGAGCAAAAGAUGGCAAUGUAAUAAUUCCACUAAACAGAUACUCGUUUUUUUAA
Molecule: messenger RNA, 936 nt
Organism: Porites evermanni
Lineage: Eukaryota; Metazoa; Cnidaria; Anthozoa; Scleractinia; Poritidae
Source: the annotation of a GenBank genome assembly